CAUCAAAUAUAAACAAUGCCAGUGAUGCGACGUGUAGAAACAAGAGUGAUUGUUAAAGAACGAGCAUUUAAUGUUUUAUGUAAAUAGUUUCUAGAUGUGGUGAUAACGAUUCGAAAUGCAAUGUAUCUUGUUCUGUUGCUCGUGAUAAAUGUGUUGCAAUCAACAAUUAACUCCGAAAAUUUGUGUGUGAUAUAUUAAGAAAGAAACUCCAAGAAUGUCUGUCAGUGGUUCGGAGCUUAAAAGUGCAUUGAGGAAAACAGAAUUUCCUUUUUGCGCAAGAGAAGCUCUUUCUCGGGUUGCAAUGUUACUUCACUUCGUUCCAGAACAGUUAACACAGAAUACCGGUCGCCCGCCAAGUAUCAAACACUUAGAUCUAGCAAUGGAUUUGAUGGCUGAAUUCAUCUUCUGCGAAGUAGAAAGACGUGGAGGGAAAAGAAAGAAGCUGACCUGUAUCCAAGAACUACAGCUGUUGGAAGUAUUGUGUGAUUAUUUCUCAUUUCGAGGAGUCAACAAUGAUUCAACAUGUAACACUGUUUUCAUGUCCUUAUUCCCUCCGACAAAUAUGGAGAGAUGUCGAUUUCUGGCCAAACUUGUGUCUAUGGCAAUUUCAACAAAAAAUACUCCUGUACUAAGUGCAACAGGCAUAUGGAUGCAGCAACUUGGAUGCACUUCUAAAGUCAGUAUGGAGCUCGUGCGGGGACUGGUGAAAGAUUAUUUUGUGCUGGUCCCAAAAGCAGUAAGUGUGCUACAAGAUUUGCCCCAGCUGGCGCCACACUUUACAGCCAAUUUUCUGACAGCUGUAGCAGAUAUGUAUGGCUCCGAAGAUAAGAAGAAUGUUACAAAUCCUCCACCAAAUGCUCUUUUGGAAAUUAUUACGCGGUGGAUUGCUGAAAAUCCUACUCUGUGUGCAGCUGCUUUAAAUGCGGCACCAAUGGUUGUUACUUCAGUUGGGGCUCAUUCAACACCUGUAACGCCGUUUGUUGGUCUUUUCAAGUGGUGUAUUUUGGCUCCAGUCCUAGGGUGGGAGGAAGACAGUACUCAUCAAUAUUGGCGGCUACAGUUGGCCCUCCUGGAAAGUACAUUGGAGCAGCCUUGUGAGGGUGCAGUGUCAGCAAGACAUUUGGGCCAAAUGCUGAUAACACCACUGCUUUCUGCUUCAUGCCACAGUAGGAACAGGAAAUGUCAACAACUAGCUCUUGAUAGGUUAGCGCAGGCAAUCCAGGUCCUAAUGGCACAAAAUGCAAUUGUGGGAAACACACAAGAACUUCUCUCACAACUUGAAUUAUUGCCAGAAAAUAGGCUCCUUAGUCUUGUCAUCAAGAAACAUAAAGUGAUAACAAUAGUGUAAACACAGCUAAGAUGAACAAACUGAGCAUUUGAUUGACUGGUGUGUCAUAACAGCAAAAUAGUGUGCAAAAAUAAUAGCAAGUAGCUGUACAGGAAUCAUUAGAAUACAGUUCAUUGCCAUUGUGGAAGUCUUACCAAAGUUCCUCUCUUGCAUUAUAUUUUCCAUAUUUUGCUGUUUUACUGAAGUAACUGCAGAGUCUUAUAUCGUGUUGUCAUUGUCAAUUUUGUUUUGAGUCAUAAGCUCAAAAUUUGUAUCUCAUUAUUUUGUUAUGUAAAAUAUACAUUUACUAAAUUGUUAUAA
Messenger RNA from Schistocerca piceifrons (Central American locust), 1648 nucleotides. RefSeq lists its product as uncharacterized. NCBI's taxonomy places the organism in Eukaryota, Metazoa, Arthropoda, Insecta, Orthoptera, Acrididae. The record is from RefSeq and is a predicted model, not a curated record. The coding region runs from base 215 to 1348 and encodes 377 amino acids. The transcript has 7 exons.